Ascochyta rabiei is the source of this 705-nucleotide messenger RNA. RefSeq lists its product as uncharacterized. The coding region runs from base 1 to 705 and encodes 234 amino acids. The transcript has 2 exons. Lineage: Eukaryota; Fungi; Ascomycota; Dothideomycetes; Pleosporales; Didymellaceae. The record is from RefSeq and is a predicted model, not a curated record.
AUGACACGAACCCUCCUCCUCUUCGGCGCCGGCCCAGGCAUCGGCAACAACGUCGCGGCGACCUUCGCAUCCAAAGGCGCCAUCGACCACGUCGUCCUGCUCGGCCGCAACACCGACCGUCUGCAGAACGAAGACGCGCCGUUCGUGCUCAACGCCGCACCAAACGUCAAAGCCGACACCCUGCGCGCCGACCUAAGCGACCUGGACUCCCUCCCCAGCGUCCUCUCGCAGCUGGACAACCUAACGCGGGACUCCGCGGUCGAAGUAGUCUACUACAACGCGGCGCGCAUCAAGCCCUCGGACCCCGUGCUGAGCGUCGACGUCAAGGAGAUAGAAGAGGAUUUCAGACUGCAAGUCCUAGCCCUCCACCUCGUCGCCCAACACUACCUCCCCCAACUCCAACAACACCCCCCCGCAGAAUCCAACUUCAAGCCCGCCCUGCUAGUCACAAACUCCCACCUACCCUGGGACCCGGUACCGCAGCUCAUCUCGCUCUCGCUAGUAAAAGGCGCACAGCGGACGCAGAUGCUAUCUUUGAAUCGCGCGUUUAGCGAUACGCGAGUGCACUGCGCGCUGGUGACCGUGGAGGGGCAAGUGGGUCCUGACAAUAAGGUGUUGAGUCCGAGGAACAUCGCGGACGAGGCGUUUAAGCUGUGGCAGAGGAGCGAGGGGGUGGAGGUGAAUUUGAAGGAGCCGGGGCAGUGA